Phalacrocorax carbo (great cormorant) is the source of this 783-nucleotide messenger RNA. The record is from RefSeq and is a predicted model, not a curated record. Lineage: Eukaryota; Metazoa; Chordata; Aves; Suliformes; Phalacrocoracidae.
AUGUCCCCAUAUGUCCCCCAAUGUCCUCUGUCCCCAUAUGUCCCCAAUGUCCCCAUAUGUCCCCCAAUGUCCCCAUAUGUCCCCCAAUGUCCUCUGUCCCCAUAUGUCCCCAAUGUCCCCAUAUGUCCCCCAAUGUCCCCAUAUGUCCCCCAAUGUCCUCUGUCCCCAUAUGUCCCCCAAUGUCCCCAUAUGUCCCCCAAUGUCCCCUCUGUCCCCAAUGUCCCCCAUACCCCCAUGUCCCCCGUGUCCCCCCCAUGCCCUGUGUCCCCCCCAUGUCCCCAGUGUCCCCCCAUAUCCCAUGUCCCCCCAUAUCCCCCCAUGUCCUGGGUGUCCCCUGCAUCUUCCCAUGUCACCAGUGUCCCCCCAUAUGCCCCCCACACCCCCCGUGUCCCCCAUGUCCCCAGUGUCCCCCCCAUGUCCCCGUGUCCCCCAUGUUCCCCCAUGUCCCCAGUGUCCCCCCAUGUCCCCAGUGUCCCCCAUAUGCCCCCCACACCCCCCGUGUCCCCCUUUCCACGUCCUGUGUCCCCCCUGUCCCCCCCAUGUCCCCGUGUCCCCCAUGUCCCCCCAUGUCCCCAGUGUCCCCCAUAUGCCCCCCACACCCCCCGUGCCCCCCUUUCCAUGUCCAUGUCCUGUGUCCCCCCCGUACCUUCCCACGUCCCCAGUGUCCCCCCCCAUGUCCCCCCUUCCAUGUCCAUGUCCCGUGUCCUCCUGUACCUCCCCACAUCCCCCCACGUCCCCAGUGUCCCCCCACGUCCCCCUCGAGCCCCCCCCGGUCACCCCAUC